AUGGAGGAUGAAUGCAGGGCAGACGAAGGGAUAUCCAUGACACCUAAAUCUCCUACCCUUCAAGAAGCUUUGCCGGCACCGAAAUGCAUGCAAGAUGGAUCCACUGCAGUGGCUGAAGAAGUGGAAGCUGUGAACCUGAGUGAUGACCCUGCAGUACAAAAGCCCAUACUCAUCAGUAAGAACCUGUCACCCCAAGAAAGAGAGCAUCUAGUGGCAUUACUCAAAGAAUUUAAAGAUGUAUUUGCUUGGGAUUAUGAGGAGAUGCUUGGUUUGGAUCCAAACCUUGUAUGUCAUACGUUGAAUGUGAAACCAGGAACUAAACCAGUGGUGCAAGCAAGGAGAAAUUACCAUCUAAACGAUGAGGUACAAAUCAAGCGAGAGAUCGAGAAGCUCCUAGCUUGUGGUUUUAUCAAGCCCAUCAAGCACCCCACGUGGCUUGCGAAUGUUGUUCCAGUGAAAAAGAAAAAUGGUCAGGUCAGAAUCUGUAUCGAUUACAGAGAUCUGAACAGAGCUUGCCCAAAAGAUGAAUUUCCAUUGCCAAACAUGGACAUGCUCAUCGACUCAACUUCAGGUCAAGGCAUGCUAUCCUUUAUGGACGGCUUUAGCGGUUAUAACCAGAUCAAGAUGGCCACUAGAGAUGCCGAGAAGACUGCUUUCCGUACCCCUUAUGGAAAUUUCCAUUAUACUGUCAUGCCGUUCGGUCUAAAGAAUGCCGGCGCAACCUAUCAACGAGCCAUGACCGCUGUUUUCCACGACAUGAUGGGGAAGGAAGUCGAAGAUUAUGUUGAUGAUCUAGUGGUGAAGUCCAAGACAAGAGAGGAACACUGGGGUAUAUUAAGAAAAGUGCUAAAGAGGUGCAGGCUAUACAGUAUCAAGAUGAGCCCUAGGAAGUGUUCAUUUAGAGUGUCAAUCGGGAAAUUUCUUGGCUUUGUGGUGCAUAGCAGAGGAGUAGAUGUUGAUCCAGACAAAGCAAAAACCAUAGCCUCCACUCCACCGCCAUCAAACCAGAAAGAAUUAAAAAGAUUUUUGGGCAGGCUAUCAUACAUCAGACGCUUCAUUCCAGGCCUAGCUGCGAUGAUAAAAGUCUUCACUCCUCUCCUCAAGAAAGGGAUCAAAUUUGUAUGGAGUGAAGAAUGCAAAAAGGCUUACAAGAAGGUGCAAGAACUCGUCACCAAGCUGCCAACUAUGAAGGCGCCAAUCCCUGGUGUCCCUCUCAAGCUGUACCUAGCUGCAACUGACACUGCAGUGGGGGCUUUACUUGCCCAAGAUGAUGAAAAUGGAGAAGAAUGCGCCGUGUACUAUGUGAGUCGCUUGUUGGGAGAAGCUGAAGCACGCUAUCCUAAGACCGAGAGGAUCUGCCUUGCGCUUAUCUACGCAGCGCAAAGAUUGCGCCACUACUUCCUGGCUCACAAGCUCCACCUCAUGGUGAAGACUGAUCCAGUAAGGUACCUGCUCACAAGACCAAUCUUAUCUGGCCGAUUGGCUAGGUGGCUGCUGCAGCUGGCAGAGUUUGAUAUUGAGUGCGUAAUGCCCCGCGCCAUUAAAGGGCAAGCAGUAGUCGACAUGCUUGCUUUAUUCCCUGGAACUGAAGAAAUUCCACUCAUGCAAGACAUUCCUGGGGAGUUACCAGAGAUGGUAGGAAUGCUCACCGAUGAAGAAGCAAAUGACCAUCAACCUUGGACUCUCUUCUUUGAUGGGUCGGCCACGAGUAAUGGAGGUGGAGCUGGAGUCGUGUUAAUAGACCCCACAGGCAACACCAAAGCUUUGUCAUUCAAGUUAAGUUUUCCAUGCACCAAUAAUGUUGCUGAAUAUGAAGCUUUUAUUAUUGGCAUGUCUACCGCAGUGGAAAUGGGUGUAAGGAAUAUCAAUAUCAUUGGAGAUUCAAACCUGGUUAUUAGCCAGAUGAGAGGCGACUUCGCAGUAAAAAAGGCAGCCCUGGCACCAUACAGGACCUUAGCCCAGAAAUUGAUCAGAAUGUUUGAUCAGGCGACUCUGGAACACAUACCCGGAUCCACUAAUAGGUAUGCAGAUGCUUUGGCCACUCUCGGGUCCAAGCUGUCAUUCACAAAAGAACAGCCAAAUGUCAAGGUUACCCAGAAAAGCAAACCAUCCAUAGAAGCAUUGGCUCUUUCAGAACUACCCGAAGAGGAUGACUGGCGAAAACCCAUUAAAAGCAGCCUAAUGUGCCGAAGCAAGAGACACAAUUUGAAAAAUAUGAAGGAGUAUGUGAUCCUUCAUGAGGAGUUGUACAAACGACUCUCAAGCGGUGUUCUAGCCAGAUGCAUUUGUGAAAAAGAAGCCAAGCAAAGAUUGAGCGAAGUACACGAAGCUGCCUGUGGAUUAGAGCAAGUAGUCAGUCUAUACAGGCGGCUAGAACGAAAAGGGUAUUAUUGGCCGAAGAUGAAAGAGCAAGCUUCUGAAAUACAGGCUGCAUGCUCUAGAUGUUCUAUGUUACCCUCAGAGGGGGAGGUCCUUACGGUAACAGCGGCGGGCGAUUGGAGAACCCCGUAUUUAGAGUUCCUGCUUGACAAAGUCCUUCCGGUGGAUGCAAACCUUAAAUACAAAUUGAAGAGGACAUCGAAGAGAUACUUCAUGGAUGGGAGAGUGCUUUACAGAAGAAGAUUCAACGGAAAACCACUGCGAUGUCUUGGAGCUGCAGAAUCACAACAAGUCUUAGAGGAAAUGCAUGCAGGAGAAUGCGGUGAACAUCAAGGGAGAAGAAAGCUUUACCGCCAGUUGUUGAGUCUUGGCUAUUAUUGGCCAACAAUGCAAAAAGAUUCCCACCUAAAGGUGAAGAAAUGCCAUACAUGCCAGGCACACGCCAAUCAAAUUCACAAGCCAUCAACCAUUCUUCAAGACAUGCGAACACCUUGGCCCUUCCACACUUGGGGGCUCGACUUUGUAGGGAAAAUCAAUCCAGCAUCCAAUGGAUGUGUUUGGAUCAUCACAGCAACAGAAUCAUUUACAAAGUGGGUCGAAGCCGUCCCUCUUCGCAAGGCCAUAGGAGCUGCGGUGUGUAACUUCAUAAGGGAAUACAUUGUUUGCAGGCAUGGGAUCCCCUACAAGAUUGUCACAGACAAUGGAACCCCUUUUGUGAACCAAGAAGUCAGCAAAAUGCUCAAAGGAUAUGGGAUCAAGCAUCGUAAGUCCACUCCUUACUACCCCCAGGGAAACGGAUAG
Rosa rugosa (rugosa rose) is the source of this 3180-nucleotide messenger RNA. RefSeq lists its product as uncharacterized. The record is from RefSeq and is a predicted model, not a curated record. Gene Ontology annotation, molecular function: RNA-DNA hybrid ribonuclease activity; nucleic acid binding. The coding region runs from base 1 to 3180 and encodes 1059 amino acids. The transcript has a single exon. Gene Ontology annotation, biological process: DNA integration. Lineage: Eukaryota; Viridiplantae; Streptophyta; Magnoliopsida; Rosales; Rosaceae.